GCAAACUGUAAAAAACACUCCUGGAAAAUGUUGGACGAUGGCAACGUGGAGGACGACAUCGACCUUCGGUUGGUCAUGGAGGCCGUGAACAAAGUGCUGCAUCGCCGUCAGUACUUUCGAGAGAAGCAGAGAUCCCAUCGACGAAGAAAACGGGACGAUAUCCGUCGUCUGCGUAGUCAAGUUGACGAGCUGGAGGCUCUUGCUGAAAACUUGCGUGCGGCCGCCCAGGCGAAACGCAAGUGUUCGACAGAUCGGAUGUGCAGUCUUGACGACGACGGCGGGUUGUCAUGGCGCACUAUUGCUGCCACAUUUCGCCAAGAAACUCGUUCAACUCUGGCUGAAUACACCGAACUGGUCGAGGUGUUGCGCCGCCAUCGCGGUCUUCUCACUCGGAUGCAAAUGUGGGUGGAGCAGAAUGACGUGGUUCCAGUCGUGCCUCGGUCAAUCAUCCGAUGGCAGCAAGUGACGCUGAGCAACGACCCAGUUACGAGAAAACUGACCAAGGAAUGGGCGACCCAGCAAAUGUACCACAACACCGGCGCUGCAUUUCAAGCGUUUCCUAUGUCGACUGGUUGCGACGACUUUACUACGUUUGACUUGAGCAUCAACGACAAGUGGGUCAACGCUGUCGAGUUUUCGCAGUACAUUUGGGACGCGCCGAUGGAACUGGUCGUGCACAUGCUUCGCCACCACAUGCAAGAGUUAUCCAAGAUCGAUCCGUCGUCGGUGUCAUUCGAAUGGACUGAAAACACUGUCGUGUUGCAAACGACGCUGCCAGACGGCGAUGCCGCGACGGCCGUCGUCGCACACUUUCAUGAAGCCGAGCGAUGUGUCGUGGUGAUGCGGCACCUUCAGAGCGACGACGCUUUCCGUGACGAAGAUGGCACGCCGCUUCGAGACUCGCGGUCGCUGGUAUGGUUUGACUUGCGACGACUUGGGACUGGACAAACAGUUGCGCGAGUUGCCAACUUGACGUCGAUCCACUUAAAGCCGUCGGGCCAAGGCAGCAUCGACGCGUUUGCGGCAAGCAUGGGUCUCGACUUGACUAACGUCGCCGAUGGCGAAGUACCCCACGUCCUUCGACAGUACGGCCUUAAGAAAGCCCGCGAGUCCGACAUUGAGAUGCGGUCGCACAUCCUCGUCGUGUUGGAGCGGGUUCGCGCCAAACUCACGGUAGGGUGUGGACGGCAGCAUUGACCUGGUCAUGACGAUCCCUGUCUACAAUGGAAGCGGAACUCUCAGCCCGUCCAACAUGCUUGGAUAUGCGUGGCAGUGUGGAUGCCCAUCUGUGUGGCGGCUCUUGACGGUGUCUCUGGUGUUGCUUGGAACCGUCGCUUUUGUCUACGGUCAGAGUGUGAUGUCCACUUUCAGGCGGCUUUGUCGACAUGUUCGCCAUGGGCACACCAGCAGCUGCACAUUCAACCGCGACGGACGGAGGAAUCCGCGCUCGACCGUGCUUUGUCUGGACUUGAGACUUUUGGAAUCACGACCUGUUCGACGGAAUGUCGCCACCGCCUGCAGUUCAAGAAUGGCCAGGGGGCGGCAGCAGCAGAAUAGGCGGCUCAACGGGUCGAAUUCGUACCAGAGAAGCAUCGGAGUCAUCGCCGGAGCGCGCACGAGCAGCACAUGCAUCUCGAGAUCCAUUAGCAGAGUACGUAGAGCUCUUGCAUCGACUGCGGCGACGUAAUCAUGCAACCCCUCGUCCAUCCUAUGAAGUCGCUGAAACGGGACUGCGAUGGGGGCUGGUACAUGCAGUUUGUCGAAAAGACGUGGGCGCGGCCCGAGCCGACACUGAAUCGCUUGCCAAGGCGUUGUGCAGCCAGCCGGCUCAAGGGCAUCAGAUAUGGAACGCCCAUAACAUGUGCAGCUUGGACAUCUCACGGGCAACGCGUCGCCCUCGCACAGUCUGGCCAAGUAGUGGGCGACACAGAAUUCGACCGACAACACGACCGCCGCCUUUGUCCCGCUUCUUUUUCCCUCCGAAGUGGACGACGAGUGCAUACAUUGUCAGCACGACGAUCGAUGUCUCGGCAGCGAAGCCGGCAACGCGCUCGCAGUGCUUUGUGCCGCUGGAGAUGGCUC
Messenger RNA from Aphanomyces invadans, 2082 nucleotides. RefSeq lists its product as hypothetical. Lineage: Eukaryota; Oomycota; Saprolegniomycetes; Saprolegniales; Verrucalvaceae. The transcript is spliced from 4 exons. The coding region runs from base 28 to 1197 and encodes 389 amino acids. The record is from RefSeq and is a predicted model, not a curated record.